Molecule: messenger RNA, 2311 nt
Organism: Nylanderia fulva
Lineage: Eukaryota; Metazoa; Arthropoda; Insecta; Hymenoptera; Formicidae
Product: secretin receptor
Biological process (GO): cell surface receptor signaling pathway; adenylate cyclase-modulating G protein-coupled receptor signaling pathway
Cellular component (GO): plasma membrane
Molecular function (GO): G protein-coupled peptide receptor activity; peptide hormone binding
Source: RefSeq, a predicted model, not a curated record
ACCACGGACGGAACGAGCACCGAUGACGGGGUUGAGCGGAAAGAGAGGAAGAGGGAGUCGGAAAUCGGACGGACAUGCGUAAGAUCCGACAAUAUAGAAGCGAUAUUUCUCAGGAAGGCAGUCGCGUUUAAACGCCACUCGAUGACGGACGCGCGAACAGUGUGCGAAUAGUUUCGAGCACGUCUGGCAUGUCGCAAAACUUUCCGUGAUGUUGAACAUGUCACGCGAGAUGUAUAAAAGUGUUAACAAAUAUGAAGAAAACUUCAAUGUGAGGGUUAAUCCUGAAAAUUGCAACCAAAAUUCGUCGUUAUAUCUGAAGAAUUAAAAAUGUUAAAUGAUAUAAUAAAACGUUAAAAAAAGAACGGAUCAUUCUGAGGGUCGGAAGAGAAACGCAGCUGCGAGAAGAGGAUUAACUCACGGACUCUAGUUUAAUCCAAGAAGCCGCCAUGGAGACGCAUAGACAUGGUGACAUCGACCGGAUCCAGAACCUGAUGCUCGAAAUAUUGAAAACGGAAUCCGAACGCUGUAAGCACGGAAAUAUAUUGGGAACAGGUUGGUGCCCGGAAAUUUGGGACGAAAUACUAUGUUGGAAUUCGACAGCACCUGGACAAUUAGCAGUUGAACCCUGUCCCUCUUACAUAAUGGGUUUCGAGACUCGUGCAUUCGCGUCGAAGCAAUGUAUGCCGAAUGGCCAGUGGUACAUAAAUGACGACACCCACAAAACGUGGAGUAAUUACAGCCAGUGCUAUCAAGAACAAUUGGUCACCGUCCUGGUGAACAUGUCGGACAUACAGGCGAAUAACGUCACUCUUAUUAAGAAAUUUUUCCCGAUCGUGAAAACCAUCUCGAAACUCGGCUACACUAUUUCGCUAUUCACUCUCAUCAUUGCGUUUUGCAUUCUGGCGACUAUCAAUUUGUCUCCCAUCGGACGUAGGAAAUUGCGAUGUUCCCGGAACAUAUUGCACAUGCAUCUGUUCGUCUCGUUCGUGAUGCGAGCGUUCAUGGCGCUGCUCAAGGACCUGCUCUUCGUGUCCGGCAUCGGGCUGGCGGACUCUGUGAUCAAGGACGACGAAGGUUACUGGCUGGUCAAUGAAGAAAAGGAAAGCAAUUGGCAAUGCAAGAUGUUUACCAGUCUGUGGCAGUACUUCAUCCUGGCCAACUAUUCCUGGAUCCUGAUGGAGGGUAUAUAUCUACACAAUCUGAUCUUCUUAGCACUCUUCACGGACGCCAACUCCAGUAUCGCGGGCUACGUCGCUUUCGGAUGGGGUUUGCCAGCUGUAUUUAUUUUGCCCUGGGUAGUCACGAGGAUCAUAUACGAGGAUACGUAUUGCUGGACGACCAAUGUGAAACCUCUCUUAUUUCUCUUCAUACGAGUUCCUACGAUGCUCUCUAUUUUGAUCAAUUUCGUCCUCUUCAUCAACAUCGUGAGAGUGCUGCUGGUAAAACUCAAGUCCACCAUGUCGGAGGAAACGCAAAGAUACAAACGGUGGGCUCGAAGUACCUUAGUCCUGGUGCCACUUUUUGGCGUCCAUUACGCGUUUUUUAUCGGGAUGUCGUACAGCAUCGGCGUAAACGAGACCGUAGAAAUCGUAUGGUUGUUUUGCGAUCAGCUGUUUGCGUCUUUUCAGGGCUUCUUUGUUGCGGUAUUGUAUUGCUUCCUGAACGGCGAAGUGAGGGCCGAGGUGUCCAGGACGAUUCGCAGCAUCAAGUGGACACGAGGAAUACGAUGGGGCCCUCGACCAUCAACGCACUCAGUCAGCACGUGUAGCUGCAACAAUGUCCCGAAGUCCGGCAAUCGACACUCGAGGAAACCCAAAUGGUGGAAGUCGCGCUGGAAGGCGAAUCCUUGCCUGUUUCAGGAUCAUGCCAUCCGUCAGUCCACCCACUCGAUGGCGAGUACACAAGAUGUUAGAACGAGAGGAUGUAGUUUAGCGAGCAACAAGGAUUAUCUGGAAACUGCCGCAAACGGCCAGAUUCCGCAGCCGACGACGCAAGAUCAACGUGCUCAUCAUACAUCGCCCCUGUGCAGUAAAUAUACAGAUCAAUCGCUGCUCUCUUUUUGCUCGAACAUGUCGGAUGCAUCAGGACCGAAUAUCGAUAAAAUCCGCGAUCAACAUCGAUGGAGCGACUCAGAAUGCUGUCAUCUCGCAUAUGAAUUGCAGAAUCUACAGCAACAUCAUGGACAUCAGUGAUAACGCAUUCAAACAUAUGGGAAAAUGUCCUGUAAAUGUGCAUUAUGCAUCUAAAUGCGUUUAUUAUAUCCGAAAACAAAAACAAAAAAACAUGAAGAAAUUUUUUAAAUCUAAUAUAA